Messenger RNA from Alligator sinensis (Chinese alligator), 3051 nucleotides. It is a transcript of the gene CHAF1B, whose product is annotated as chromatin assembly factor 1 subunit B. Gene Ontology annotation, cellular component: CAF-1 complex; nucleus. Gene Ontology annotation, biological process: DNA replication-dependent chromatin assembly; nucleosome assembly. Gene Ontology annotation, molecular function: protein binding. The record is from RefSeq and is a predicted model, not a curated record. Lineage: Eukaryota; Metazoa; Chordata; Crocodylia; Alligatoridae.
CAGCGGAGCCCGGCGCGGCGCUCAGCCUCUGGUACUUGCAGGACACUGCGUUGCUUGAACCACCUGUAUCAUCAGAAGCUGCAAAAUCUCCCAGGCUUGCCGUGUUUUAUUUAGCCAACAUGAAGGUCAUCACUUGUGAGAUUGCAUGGCAUAACAAAGAGCCGGUGUACAGCUUGGACUUUCAACAUGGGGCUGAUGGGAAAAUCAAUCGGUUGGCCUCAGCAGGCGUGGACACUGCUGUUCGGAUAUGGAAAGUGGAAAAAGGACCAGAUGGGAAAGCAAUUGUGGAAUUUUUGUCCAAUCUAGCUCGUCAUACCAAAGCUGUUAAUGUUGUGCGUUUCUCUCCCAGUGGUGAGAUCUUAGCAUCCGGAGGUGAUGAUGCUGUGAUAUUACUAUGGAAACUGAAUGAUAAUAAAGAACCAGAACCGAUAGCAUUUCAGGAUGAAGAUGAAGCUCAACUAAACAAAGAGAAUUGGACUGUUGUUAAAACAUUAAGAGGCCAUUUAGAAGAUGUUUAUGAUAUUUGCUGGACCACUGAUGGAAACUACAUGGCAUCUGCAUCAGUAGAUAACACAGCUAUAAUGUGGGAUGUCAAUAAAGGGCAAAAAGUCUCAAUUUUAAAUGAACACAAAAGUUAUGUACAAGGAAUAACUUGGGAUCCUCUUGGCCAGUACAUUGCAACACUUAGCUGUGAUAGGGUGAUGCGAGUAUACAACACACAGACCAGACGAGUAGCAUUCAAUGUUACCAAGAUGCCGUCAGGAGCAGGAGCUGAAGGAGAGAUGAGAAGCUUCCGAAUGUUUCAUGAUGACAGCAUGAAAUCAUUCUUCCGCAGGCUUAGUUUCACUCCUGAUGGCUCCUUGCUACUUACUCCAGCUGGAUGUGUUGAAUCAGGAGAAAAUGUGACAAACACUACAUAUGUUUUUUCCAGAAACAAUCUUAAAAGGCCCAUGGCUCACCUUCCCUGUCCUGGCAAAGCAACACUAGCUGUUCGUUGCUGCCCAGUCUACUUUGAAUUGAGAACUGCACUUACUAAAGAUGAAGUCAGUCAGAAGUCGGUUCCUGGUCUAAUAAAUUUUCCUUAUCGGUUGGUAUUUGCUGUUGCUUCAGAAGAUUCUGUGCUUUUAUAUGAUACGCAGCAGUCCUUUCCAUUUGGUUAUGUGUCUAACAUACAUUACCAUACCCUGAGUGAUAUUUCAUGGUCCAGUGAUGGAUCUUUUCUGGCUGUUUCUUCCACGGAUGGGUAUUGCUCUUUUGUCACAUUUGAGAAGGGUGAACUUGGAGUGCCAUUGAAGGAGAAGCCAGUGAUAACUGUCAGGACCCCUACUGUAGCAGAAAAGAAAGUGAAGAAAAGUCAGUCACAUAAGGUCUCCCCAGGCUCUCGCCCAGCAGAUGGAACUCCUCCAAGCAGAAUUGCAGACCCAAGCACUCCCACUCUCCAGCCAAAAAUACCAACAGCAGUAGCAACCAGCAAGGACUCUCCUUCAACACCUGUUGGCAUAAAAAAUAUUCCAGCUUUGUCAGAAGAGAGGAAACCUAUACAGGCAGCCAGCCAGAGUGCUAAAGUAAACCAGCCAAGAAGGAUUACUCUAAAUACCUUAGAAGCAUGGAGUAAGACACCAAGGAGAAUAAACUUAAUUCCUGUGAGGACAGACGCACCAAACACAACUGCCACAAAUCUAGCCCCCACACCUUCCUCUUCAGGAGUAGUUCAACAUGAGCCACCAUCACCGCCUGAUGAUCCUGUGCACAAUCCUCCAGCCUCUAAACGUCCUAGAACUGAAGAAACGCCGUCUCUAACUAUUGAGGACCAAACCACCUGUACUUCAAACAACUAAAGGCCAAACUUUCAAUAAACUCACUCUGAGUACAGUUCAGACAGAAUAGCAAAUAUAUUGCCUUCCUUCAUAGGAUGGCUUCUUGGCAGCUUCUUAUAAGUGGUAAUGGUACUGGGCAUGCAGAGCUGUGAAGGAAGAUAUCUGCAGAAGAAAAGACUGAUUUUUCUACAAAAGCACUGCUUUGCAGUAAGGGAAAUAGCUGGAAAACAGCUUUUAACUUUCUCACGCUUUUGAAGAAGGCUUUCUUAAUCAAGAAAUGUCAGCUGUAUGAUAAAACAAUGUUUUCAGACAAUGCGUUUAUAGUAGUAUCCUAUGACAACUGAAGGAUCUCCUCUAUAAUCACCAUAUUGAUAUUUUUAAACUGUUAAGUCUUCCAGCAGGUCUGUUUGGCAAAGAGGGAUUUCUAAGGACUUAUCCAUCUUUAUAGUGAUUUUAUGUGGUUAACAGCUGGUUCAUGUAGGCAUCUGACUUUCAGGUGCCAUUUUAAAUUUAGCAGUUUGUAGGAUAAUUCAUGCCUUCCAACUUUCAUUCUUUAUAAGUAGUUAAUGCUUACAUGCUCUGCAUGUAUCAGUGAUACUGAACUGUAUUUUUAACACUGCAGCAGAAGUUGCAAACUUAUAAUGGGAAGGAAUGGGGAAUUGAACAGAAACAUUCUAAAGAUCAGUUAUGAGCAUUAAACAACACAAACAGAUUUCUUAAUUUUUAGUUUAUAUUUUUGUUCAAAAAAUAAGAGCAGGCAUGAAGUUUUCCAUGGCAGCAAAGAAAAAUACCUCUUUUGCUAUUUUUAUCUUAGAGCCUACUCUGUUGGCCAAUAAAACACAAAACCAGUGUACAUUUAUCUUUGUUUAUGGAUGUUUAUUCUAGCACUUAAUACCUGUUGCAUAGCUCAACAGUAUAACCUUGAGUUUGGGGGAAAAAAAAAUGAAAUCAAAAUUCAAAUUGUUUGAAAGCUAUGUUUAAUUGUUAUGUUUUCUACAUUCAGCUGUGGUGGAGGAUUGAAGAGGUGGGAGCCUUUUGGGUAAUGUCCAUGAGCUAUUAAAAAGAAAACUAAGAUAAUGGUUAAAAUAUGUGAAAAGUCCUUUUAAUUGACUUUGACAUGGAAAAAAAAGAGCUUAAAGUGCUAUUGAUCCCUUGUGAUUAAGCUUAUACUUUUAACAUUUGAAGUGUUGAGGCACGCAGUGAGAAAAAAAAGUUCCAAUUUCACAUUAAAGCU